Molecule: messenger RNA, 1530 nt
Organism: Ornithodoros turicata
Lineage: Eukaryota; Metazoa; Arthropoda; Arachnida; Ixodida; Argasidae
Product: clotting factor B-like
Exons: 7
Coding region: 138-929 (263 amino acids)
Biological process (GO): proteolysis
Molecular function (GO): serine-type endopeptidase activity
Source: RefSeq, a predicted model, not a curated record
AACACGUUUUCGCGAAAAACGCCCGCUAGAGGAAAGCGUGGGGCAUAAAGACGUAUGAGUUAGACGGCAGGACACACCAUCCUUGAGCGCGCUAUAAAAGACAUCUGCCAAGUCAGAAGGAUACCUGCAAAAGACAGAUGGCUGCACUCAAGUGGUUAUUCUCGUGCGUUCUUUUGGCAAACUUUUCCACGUGCCAAGAAAGCUCUUGCGGUACCAAACGUAGCAAGGCGCAACCCGGAGUGGAAUGGCCGUGGACCGUCGCCAUCAUGGAAUAUAACUUCGGAAAGAAGUAUCUCUGCGCUGGGACACUGAUCAGUAACAAGCAUGUUAUGACAGCUGCACACUGCUUCGACGGAAAGUCCACGAAUCCACGGCGCUACACGGUACUUGUGGAGACGACGGCUACGACAUCUGGAACCGAAUACAAAAGCCAGAAAAUUGACUUUCACCCAACAUACAUAAGAGGAACUGCGUAUGGUGAUAUCGCGAUAAUCACCCUGAGGUCAGAAAUUCCCGAAGUCACAACCCCAAUAUGUCUUCCAAGUCCAGAUGACUCGUUCGACUUUAAGCCUGCUUUCGUAGCGCAGUGGCUGCCGAACACACCAGAUCUCAGCGGACCUUAUCAACUACGAAUUCAACGCGUCCUCAUAUCCGCCAACGAUGUGUGCAAGACCGAAUACGCUUCUCAGCAACUCAAGGAGCUGAAUCGGGGAAUAUCAAGGACACACAUGUGCACAGACCUCCGUGGGAAGCAAGGAGACUGUCACACGCUGAACGGUUCUCCUCUGAUGGCGACAGACAGGAGUGUCCGCUGGAUUGCCGUUGCUGUGGCUUCAUUCCGUCCACGCUGCGACGACCAAACUAACCCCGGCAUCUACACGCGCGUUUCCCUCUAUCUGCCUUGGAUCCAAAAGAUCAUUCGCGGAUAAAAAUUCAAGCCAAACUCAGCACGUAAAUGGGCUAAAGAGCACGCUUUGUUCAUAUCUAUAGACGCACAGGUCUCUUGGAACAACAAUAGAUAGUUGUACAUAUGGGGUAUACAUGUACCCCAAGCAUUACCUAAAUUGCUCUGGAGCUGAUGCACCUCAUUCACUGCUUACCGCCGACGCAGACGAAGGGAAAGUAGAAAAAGUACAUACAUGUCAUGAGCUGCGCCCGCAUUCAGUUUUUGAUCUGCUGAUUUCAGUGGAUCGUUAGCAGCUGCAUAAUAUUCUAAAGGCUUACGUCGAUUAUAUCCUGAAACCAGCUGCACUCAUAGUAAGAAGACUCGCUGCAGCAUAAGGGGAAAUAAAAGGGUUUGUCUUGAAGUAGGUACUGUACGUUUUGUUUAUACUUCACCGCUUUGUUAAAAGGGAGGCUUCGCGGUUAGACGUCUAUUUGUUAGAGCUUCGAAUUUCAUUAUUAAUAUCGGUGUCGAAACUUUCCGUCGGGCGCAAUAGCUCCGUACAUAAUAUGUGUAACACACAUUAUAGAAUGUGGUGCUUUCUUACGUGCUUUGCAGUGCAGACUGUAAUAAAAAUAUGAAUCAGC